Vicia villosa (hairy vetch) is the source of this 1536-nucleotide messenger RNA. Its product is annotated as WAT1-related protein At1g09380-like. NCBI's taxonomy places the organism in Eukaryota, Viridiplantae, Streptophyta, Magnoliopsida, Fabales, Fabaceae. Gene Ontology annotation, molecular function: transmembrane transporter activity. The record is from RefSeq and is a predicted model, not a curated record. Bases 115 to 1248 code for a protein of 377 amino acids. The transcript is spliced from 6 exons. Gene Ontology annotation, cellular component: plasma membrane.
CAUUUCACAACUCUCUAUUCUUCUUUUUCUAUAAGUUUUCUGUUCUAACACUCUCACCAAAGAGAAAGUUCAAAUCAAAAAGAGAGUGAGAGACAGAAAAUUUCAGUGAGAAAAAUGGGUUUUGCUAGUUUUAUUCCAUGCAUUUUUAUGCUUAUUAAUCAACUAGCAUAUUCUGGGAUGAACGUUACGUCCAAGCUUGCAAUUGUUGGAGGAAUGAACCCACUAGUCCUUGUGGCUUAUAGGCAAAUUUUUGGAACUGUGGCCAUAGCUCCAUUUGCUUAUUGGCUUGAACGUGAUAUAGUUCCAAGGAUGACAAAGCGUAUAAUGAUACAAAUAUUUCUAUCUUCAGUAACAGGGGUCACAGGAAAUCAGGUUCUAUAUUUUGUGGGACUAAAAUAUUCAACGGCCACAAUUGCUUGUGCUCUAACAAAUUUGCUGCCAGCUUUCACAUUUGUCCUUGCAGUCCUCUUCAGGCAAGAGAAUUUGGGCAUAAGGACGAAAAGAGGUAUAGCAAAGGUGGUAGGAACAAUGUUGUGUGUGGGAGGAGCAAUCUUGUUAUCAUUCUACCAUGGUCAAGUGAUUGGAAUUGGCCAAUCAAGUAUCCACUGGAGCUAUGCCGAGAAGCUUCAAAGUGGUGGUGAUAGCUCUGGUUCUUCGGGAAGCUCGCUUCUAGGCCCUGUUCUCUUGAUUCUUAGUGCUCUCAUUUGGUCCUUAUGGUUCAUAAUUCAAGCGGAUAUGAGCAAGAAUUUUCCAGUGCCAUAUACAAGCACAACCUACAUGUGUUUCUUGGCCAGCAUCCAGUGUGUGUUCAUAGCUUUGUGUUUUGAUCAUAGUGCUUCGUCUUGGUCACUCCGUAAUGCUAUGAGAAUUGUCUCUUCUGUUUACACGGGAGUAAUUUGCACCGCACUGACAUAUUGUUUGAUAUCAUGGACGAUAGAGAGAAAAGGGCCGCUUUAUGUGUCCGUAUUCACUCCACUGCAGCUUAUUCUUACCGCGAUUAUUAGCUGGGCUUUUCUCAGUGAACAGUUAUACCUUGGCACUGCACUUGGGUCAUUGCUGAUUGUUUUCGGGCUUUAUGGUGUGCUAUGGGGUAAGAGCCAGGAAGCUGAUACCAACAAACUGGAAGAGGCUAGUGAUCAAGAUGAAGGUGUUAAGAGAGAUGAUAUGGAGAUGCAGUCUUACGUAAUGCCAUUAUCCAAUGGUAAUGGUCAUGGUCAUAGUAAUGGUAAUGGUAAUGGUCACAUGUGAUGUGAUGUGAUGGUGUUACUUAAUUAGUUAAUAUAUUUAUGGACAAGGAUGGGUCAUGUGAUAUUAUGCAUGUAUGAUGAUGAUGAGGAGAAAAUUGAAGAUUGGGUUAUUAAUUUGGGUUUCGGUUUACUUGUUUGUUUUUUUCUGUGAGGAAAAUUAAUGUAAUAUACAUGAUGGUCAAAUUUGAAAUCCUAUGGUUACUGUUGGGUACUUUCUGUCACAUUUGAAAGUGAUUCAUAACUUAUUAUGUAUCAAACUAUCAACUUUGAAGUUAUUUUUAAAACUCUA